CACUACACGCGAUUGAGAGAAUUGGUGGGUCUACACUGACCAUCCCUCGUAACGUAAGAAUGCAAAGCCUUGCGAAGGGAGUGUGUCCGUUCUCGGGCGAAGCGGCUGAAGAUGAACCUAUGAGCGCGAAGUAUCAGAAACCGCCGGACCACAGCAAUUCUGAGCCGUUUAAGGAAGGACGCCGCAAUAAAGUGCAUCCUGACAUAGAAAUCCACACAGAGGAAGAGAUAAACCAUCCAGUACUGGGAAAGAUGAAGCUUGUAACUAUACCCGUGCCAAAUACACACACAGGGGAAGACUUCACCAAAGGGUAUAUGCUCUUCAACGACGAGGAAUCGCCUGAAGAAAGAGAAGAACUGGACUGGCAAUCGGGGACCGGAGAGUCACCGGAGAAUGACGGCGGAAAACAGAACGAAGAUUUCUCCAGCUUCGCAACAGAGCCAUUGGACAAAGAAGUGCUGCACAUGCGGGGAUCCCCCAGAGGAGGAAUGUCUUCGUGAAAGAGACGAGUGCGGCUGUGGGGACUCGGGAGCGCUACGAGAGGACGGCCAUGUUAAGUGUACGUGGCGCUGCUGCUGUUGCUGAGGGUUAUCGUAUUUUCCCUGUGGCCAUUAUUAGUUUUGUUGUUAAGUUAUUUGUAUGAUUAUAGUGUAUAAUGUUUUGAACGAACCCGUGUUUACUAAACAGACAGUCCCUGUGCUAAAUGUAGUUCAGCGAUAUUUUGUGCCUUGUCUGCAGAUAUCUGUUUCCAUGUACUUAAUUAUGUGAUUAUUAGUCCUAGUGUUAACUGUGUAUUCAUGUAUUCUAAAUAAAUAGCCAUUUCAGUGUA
This is a messenger RNA of Schistocerca americana (American grasshopper), 829 nucleotides long. RefSeq lists its product as uncharacterized. The record is from RefSeq and is a predicted model, not a curated record. Lineage: Eukaryota; Metazoa; Arthropoda; Insecta; Orthoptera; Acrididae. Bases 60 to 500 code for a protein of 146 amino acids. The transcript is spliced from 7 exons.